GGGGUGCAGAACUGAAGCUGGGGUAAGGAACGAUGGGGCAGCAAGGAGACUGUGGACCCUGCCCUCUGCUCCCAGGCGCGACCCCUGACCCGCUACCUGCCCAUCCGGAAGGAGGACUUUGACUUGAAGACCCACAUCGAGUCCUCGGGCCACGGCGUGGACACCUGUCUGCACGUGGUGCUCAGCAGCAAGGUCUGUCGUGGCUACUUGGUCAAGAUGGGCGGCAAGAUCAAGUCGUGGAAGAAGCGCUGGUUCGUCUUCGACCGGCUCAAGCGCACCCUCUCCUAUUAUGUGGACAAGCAUGAGACGAAACUGAAGGGGGUGAUCUACUUCCAGGCCAUCGAGGAGGUGUACUACGACCACCUGCGCAGCGCGGCCAAGAGCCCGAACCCGGCCCUCACCUUCUGUGUGAAGACGCACGACCGGCUGUACUACAUGGUGGCCCCGUCUGCAGAGGCCAUGCGCAUCUGGAUGGACGUCAUUGUCACCGGAGCCGAGGGCUACACUCAGUUCAUGAACUGACGGGUGGGCUUCCUGGCCCUCAGGCUGGCCCAGGGCCCAGGCCCGACCUCCUGCUCUCUGCUGGCCCUGGACACAGUCACCCCCUGGCCCAGGCUGCCUCCAGGCGGCGUGUCCCGAGGCCCUGGGAGGGCCCAGCGGAGCCAGGCUUUUGUCCUGUGAGGAGCUCCUGCUGGGAGGUGCUGAACUCGGGCCUCCUGCAGAAGCAGAACCAGCCAGGGCUGGGGGCGGGGCGGGGCGGGGGGUGUUUUGCAGCCCAGGAGCCCGGAACUUGCAAUAACCCUGCAGGGUCCUGCCCUAUGUGUUCUGUGUCAAGGACAAUUACGGUACCAGAAUCUGCCAAAGAUCCCCUCUUGCCUCAGCCUCCUUUGCAGGGGCCGUGGGGGCCCGAGCAGAGCCGCCUCCAGAGUGGGGUGCAGCUCAGGCAGUGCUGCUCAGGCCCUGCUCUCACCCAUCGUCCGCCCGCAUUUGUACUUUUAUUACUUUGCUCAAGGGCCAGAGGCCUCAUGUUUUAUCUUUGAGGGGUCAGCCCCAUCCCCUUUUUGCAGAACCAUCACCAUGGUCACCAUAGUAACCGUUUCAUUGCCAUGGUUACAUACUAAUUGCCGUGGCUGUGUGGCUCUGCCCACUGCUGAAGCUGUGGGCCCAUCUGAGGGUACGUGCCAUCAUCUCUCCAGCCCAGGCCCUUAGGCAUCUCAUGUUGGGGAAAUGGGACCUCACACCUCCCUCCCCAGCCCGUCCCCAGGCCGACGCACAGCUGCUGGCCGUGGCCAGCCCUCCCGUCCACUCGUGCCUUGCUUAGAGCCAGAGGGGAUGAAGUCAGGGUAUCUCGGUCCCGAGGAGGAGGAAGCUGGAAGGGCCUUCCUCGGGUUCUGUGCGGGGCUCCCUGAGGAAGCCUGAGCCGGAGAGGAGCUCAGAGGAGGGGACCCUGAAGUCCCGCCUCCGGAGGGGAUGACCGUGGAGCAGAGGACGAGGCCUCCGGCGGCCUGGCUGCAGUCCUUCCGCCUUAACACUAAGCCCACCGCCCCGCCCCCUCCAGUGCUGGGCCUGGGUGCGGGUCCAGGCUGGGUGAUUCUCAGUAUUUGUAAGCAUCUCAGCAGAACAAUAAAGUAUUUGGCGUGUGA
Messenger RNA from Myotis lucifugus (little brown bat), 1643 nucleotides. RefSeq names its product pleckstrin homology-like domain family B member 1. Gene Ontology annotation, biological process: regulation of microtubule cytoskeleton organization. The coding region runs from base 217 to 522 and encodes 101 amino acids. NCBI's taxonomy places the organism in Eukaryota, Metazoa, Chordata, Mammalia, Chiroptera, Vespertilionidae. The transcript has 4 exons. Gene Ontology annotation, cellular component: basal cortex. The record is from RefSeq and is a predicted model, not a curated record.